Molecule: messenger RNA, 950 nt
Organism: Phalaenopsis equestris
Lineage: Eukaryota; Viridiplantae; Streptophyta; Magnoliopsida; Asparagales; Orchidaceae
Cellular component (GO): chloroplast
Source: RefSeq, a predicted model, not a curated record
GGAAUAUGGUGCCGGUGCCGUUUAUUGUGCUCUAUUUGAAGAAAUUUACUGCUUUUCUUUCAAAGAGGAGCUCUUCGGCUACUAGAUUUCUUGAGCUUUUGUUUGAGAGAAGUAGAGAAAAGGCCGGGCCAGUCAUGGAGUUUCAGUGGCUGGGUUUGAUGCUCUUUGUUGCUGUGCCAUUUCCGGGGACUGGAGCGUGGACUGGGGCCAUUAUUGCUGCUAUUCUUGAUAUGCCAUUCUGGUCUGCAGUUUCUGCGAAUUUCUUUGGUGUGGUUCUCGCUGGACUUCUGGUUAAUUUACUUGUGAAUCUUGGUCUCAAGUAUGCGGUCAUGGUGGGCAUACUCCUCUUCUUUAUUUCCACUGUCAUGUGGAGAGCUUUGCGUAGUCUCAGGAGCACUUUGAACAGCAAGUAAAGGUAAUAAUGCCAUAACUCCCUGUUUUUAUGGAGACUGGUUUUUAUUCUUCUUUGUUGUCAUUUUGUACAAAUUAUUUUUCCUAAUUUAAAUAUUGAUAUAGUCCUCAAUCAGUUUAGAUUUUGAAGAAUAAUAGGUCCGUUUCAAUCCUUUUUUGGUUUCCUAAUUUGAAUGUUGGUGUAAUCUUUAAUUAGGCUUUGUUUGACAACAGUCACACUCUAUUCUGUUGAGUGAACGCCGCUGUAUAAAUUUAUAUUUCAUUCAAUAAAAUAGUCUAUUACGAUGUCUCCGCAAAUUAUUUCAACGGAAUGGUGAUUUGUUCCCGUUUUAAAAUGUAGACAAUGAUACCCGUUCUGCCAUAUGACUUUUAAAGAAGCUUCUUCAAAAGAAGCCUUAAGAACUAAAGUGACGAUUGACGACUUUCUUUAUUGGACAUGGAUACAUCCACAUGGUAUCAUAUGGAUGUGGCAUCAGUUUCUAAUGUAUUACACUAUUUUUGAGUUUCUUUUACUACGACAAUUCACACAUUUUCUACAA